This is a messenger RNA of Hippopotamus amphibius kiboko, 531 nucleotides long. RefSeq names its product granulocyte-macrophage colony-stimulating factor receptor subunit alpha-like. The coding region runs from base 121 to 531 and encodes 136 amino acids. The transcript is spliced from 5 exons. Lineage: Eukaryota; Metazoa; Chordata; Mammalia; Artiodactyla; Hippopotamidae. The record is from RefSeq and is a predicted model, not a curated record.
CACAUUUGCAGACCAUGCUGAGAAGACACUUACCGUCCUUCCUUUUCUCUCUCCUUACAGCACAGCCUCUUUAAGAGAGACCCGGUUUUCCAAAGAGGAGGAGAUAAAAAUGAGUACCUGAUGCCCCGUUCUGCCGUGACGGGAGAGCACACCGUCCGCGUGAGGGUGAAGCACACGUACAAUAAAAUCUGGAGUGAGUGGAGCUGCACGCAGCACUUCGGUUUCCCAGAGAACAAUUUCCUCGUGGUCCUGAUCGGGCUGGUCCUGGGAGCAGCAGUUUUGUCCGGCAUGGGCCUGAUGUUCCUCUGCAAAAGGUUCUCCCUGAGGAAGAAGCUAUUCCCGCCCAUCCCGCAGGUGAAGCAGGAAAUCGCUGGAAGGUUUAUGUACAACCUGGAGGAGACGGCCUUGGACGGGGGGGACCCGCCGCCAGGCUCCCAGGACCCCGAGGACGUCCUCACGGUGGAGGAAACGCCGUCAUUGGCCAGCGGACAAGCAGAGACCGCGGGUCCAGCCCCCGCCCCCAAGCCUUAG